Gamsiella multidivaricata is the source of this 828-nucleotide messenger RNA. Its product is annotated as dihydrofolate reductase-like domain-containing protein. The transcript is spliced from 2 exons. Gene Ontology annotation, biological process: folic acid metabolic process; tetrahydrofolate biosynthetic process; glycine biosynthetic process. Gene Ontology annotation, cellular component: mitochondrion. Lineage: Eukaryota; Fungi; Mortierellomycota; Mortierellomycetes; Mortierellales; Mortierellaceae. The record is from RefSeq and is a predicted model, not a curated record. Gene Ontology annotation, molecular function: NADP binding; dihydrofolate reductase activity. Bases 175 to 828 code for a protein of 217 amino acids.
CACGAGUCUGCACACCAGACUGGCGCACUAGAACAGCCUACGCACGUUCCAGAUUACACCACAUUCAGCUCCUUGAGUGCGCUGGAACGUGACAGGUCCGCACACAUCGCCCUCUCUUCUGAAUCCGAUCCACUCUCUCGCUCCUUUUCCUCACCAACACAGCAUCGGAGUGCCAUGCGACCCUUCACCAUCGUCGUCGCUGCAGAUCUGGCCAACGGCAUCGGAUUCAAGGGCGGCCUGCCCUGGCGUCUGCGCAAGGACAUGGCCUUCUUUGCCAGGAUCACCUCCAAGACCCUUGACCAGGCCUCUGCUCAACAGCAGCAACAACACACUCCAGGCAGUCCCGCCACUAGAGUCAACGCCUGUAUCAUGGGCAGGCGCACCUGGGAGUCCAUUCCUCCAAAGUUUCGCCCCCUCAGCUCUCGCUUCAAUGUUAUUGUCACCCGUAACCCGCACUAUCUCGAGCAAGUCCUCGCUUUAGAAUCAGCAGCUGUUGCCCUCGCUUCAAUCAUGCCUGCACCGCUUACUCUCGUGCCAGCCGUCUCUAAUAGCCAGAUUCGGAUCGAUCGUAUCUUUCUCAUCGGAGGUGCUCAACUUUACAACGAAGGCGUUCAAUCCAAGGACUGUGCCCACAUCUUUAUGACUCGCAUCCAGACUACGCUCGAAUGCGACACCUUCUUUCCCGAGAUCAAAGAGUCGGUCUACAAGCUGUUGCCCAGUCAAGAGUCGCAUGCGUUUUUGGAGGAGUUCCUUCAAGAACCUGUCGAGGGUGGUGUCAUAGAAGAGGGCGCAUUCAAAUACGAAUACGCUGUCUACAAUCGCAUCUGA